This is a messenger RNA of Neurospora tetraspora, 2167 nucleotides long. Its product is annotated as WD40-repeat-containing domain protein. The record is from RefSeq and is a predicted model, not a curated record. Bases 319 to 1962 code for a protein of 547 amino acids. NCBI's taxonomy places the organism in Eukaryota, Fungi, Ascomycota, Sordariomycetes, Sordariales, Sordariaceae. The transcript has a single exon. Gene Ontology annotation, molecular function: protein binding.
UACCCUCGGCUUAUGUGACUGUGACUCGAGAUGCCACGAUAUGCCUUGAGGCACCUAGACGUAGGUUCUACUUGUAGAGAACGGGCAGGCAUGCCAAGACAUGUUGUCCAGACAGUACGUAUGUGCACUGAUAAGAUAAGACUUUUCGAGCAGAGCCCCACUUAAAAAAGUUGCGAAGGAAAAACAAGUGGAAUCGAAUGGCAAUCGUUCAGCACUGCACCGGACCCUGAAGACUGUCUCUGCCUGCCUUGAUCAUCCACUUUUUCAACAUCUUUCUGCCUUCCUCAUUGCAAUCUAACCACCACAACAGUAUCCAAAAUGGCCAGCAAGAGAAAGAGAGAUAAUGCGCCCGAGAGCGAACCUGUCGAGAAAACAGAACAGCAGUCAACAAAGAAAGUCAAGGCCCCAGCACCAACCAAGGCUGCGCGUGCCAGCUCUAACUCCAGCACUUCUGCGACUCCAUUCAAAGUGGACAGCACCUCCCCGAUAACAAUCCAAGUCGUCGCCGGCUCCUACGACCGCGUCCUUCACGGUAUCACCGCCACCGUUACCCCCACGACCACUACUACGACCGCUACUACCCCCUCCAAGAACAACAAGAAGGCCGCCGCCGCCGAAACCACAACCUCGUACAAAGUCUCCUUCGCCGACACCUUCCUCUUCAACGCCCACUCCUCCGCCAUCCGAUGCCUCGCCCUCUCCCCUCCCUCGGCGCCCACGCCCGGCCAAAAGGGUGGGCAGAAGGUCCUCCUCGCCACGGGCGCCACCGACGAGCGCAUCAACAUCUACAACAUCUCUGCGCACCCGCCCUCAGCCAAGGCCGCUGACGACCAGAAACUUCUCAACAGCAUCACCCCUCGUCCCGUGCUCGAGAACCCCAAGAACCGCGAGCUCGGCACGCUCCUGCACCACUCGUCCAACAUCACACGCCUCGUCUUCCCGAACCGCUCCAAGCUGCUUUCGGCCUCCGAAGACUCCACCGUCGCCGUCACCCGCGUCCGCGACUGGGCUUUGCUGCACACCUUCAAGUGUCCCAUUCCCAAGGCGCAGGGUAGGCCGUCGGGCGACACGGCUGCGCUCGGAGCGGUCCCCGCGGGCGUUAAUGAUUUUGCGGUGCACCCGAGUAACAAGAUCAUGAUUAGCGUUAGCAAGGGCGAGAGGAGCAUGCGCCUGUGGAACUUGGAGACGGGCAAGAAGAGUCGCGUGCUCAAUUUCCCCAAGGACGUGCUGAUGGAGAUUGGCGAGGGGAAACAUAGCACGGGCGAGGCGAGAAGGAUUGUGUGGGGCGAGGACGAGUUUGCGGUUACUUUUGAUCGGGACGUGCUGGUGUUUGGCAUGGAUUGUCGCCCGAGGUGCCGGGUUAUGAGGGAGGAUGUGGUGGGGACGAAGAUGACGAAGGUGCAUGAGAUUAAGUAUGUUAGCCUGGGCAAGGAGGAGGGACAAGAGGAGGAGAAGAAUGUCCUGGCGGUGGCGACGGAGGAUGGAAGGAUAUUGUUCUUUGAUACGGCUGAGUCUGAGUUGCUUGAGCCGCCUGCUCCCAAGGAGGACGCUCCCGAAAAGGAGCAGCAGCACAAGAAGCUCUUCGAGCCCAAGACCCCCAACGCCAAGCUUAUCGCUCAGCUCGGCGGCAAGACGGCCGGCGUGUCGGGCAGAAUCAAGGACUUUACUGUUCUCCCUGUCGAGGACGAGGAGAGCGGUAAGAGGUCGUGGUUCGUUGCCAGCGCGAGCAGUGAUGGCCGCGUAAGGAUGUGGCGUCUUGAGAGCGAUGAUCUUCGUGUUAAGGACGAGAGCGUCAAGCCCGGCAGACAGGUCGGCGAGCUGUUGGGCACGUACGAGACGGAGAACAGAAUCACUUGCUUGGGCGCGUUUGUCAUGAUACCCCGGCCGGAGGGAUCGGUGGAGAGCGAGUAUGAGUUUGAUAGUGAGGAGAGCGAGGAUGAUGAUGAGUCGGAUGAUGAGUAAGGGGUGGAGAGAAAUUGGGUUGUUUGUGUUGGUUUAGCAUAAUUGAUGUAUAAAGAAAGGAUUUGUUUUGAUCAUGCUGGUUGUUGUUGAUGUCCUCUCACGGGGCUGGGAUAAUGCAUUGAAGAUGUGUGAUUGAUGCUAUGUUGGUAAUUGAGAUGUUCAUUGUGUUGUUCUACGGACUUCAAUCUUAAAGAUGAAGAGAUAG